AUGCGACCCCAUCGUGCUGCAAUCUCUGACAAUCUCAAUUUCUUACAACAGCUUGGACUGAAGAUUAGUGAAGACGUUCGUCCAUCGGAUAUCAAAUCAGAAGAGCAAGGCAUCACCGUGACAUGGGAGCAAGACGGCCAUCAGAGCUUCUAUCCCUGGCACUUCGUCAAACAUUACUUGCAGAAUGACCACCGUUGUCCGGAAAAGGUCAACUACCAACUCUGGGGCUCCGACAUUGGCAGCAGGCGCCCCGUCGUAGACUACAACCAGCUCAUGGCCUCGGAGGAUGAAUCGGGAAUCGCAAAGUUGACGAACCUCAUCCGAGAAUACGGGUUCGCCUUCGUCGACAAGACCCCAUUCCGCACUCCUGAGUCGACGCAGCGCGUGCUGGAAAGGAUUGCCUUCAUCCGUGAGACGCACUACGGCGGAUUUUACGACUUCAUCCCCGACCUCGCUAUGGCCGACACGGCAUACACCAACAUCGCCCUCCCGGCCCACACAGAUACGACUUACUUCACAGACCCGGCCGGGUUGCAGGCCUUCCACAUGCUCUCCCACGAGGCCCCGCCAGGACAAGCACUGCCCAAGGACGGCAAGCUGGGAGGAGAGUCGCUGCUCGUCGACUCUUUCCAUGCGGCACGGAUCUUGCUGAAAGAGGACCCCAAGGCGUAUGAAAUUCUUUCAAAGGUGCGCCUGCCGUGGCAUGCAAGCGGCAACCAGGGCAUCACGAUAUCCCCGGACAAGCGGUAUCCCGUACUCGAGGUCGACGAGGAGACGGGCGAGCUGCAACGGGUGCGGUGGAAUAACGACGACCGGGGCGUUGUGCCCUUCACCAAGCAUGCUUCCCCGACCGAGUGGUAUGCGGCAGCUCGCAAGUGGAAUGCCAUCCUCCGAAGGCGUGAUGUCGAGUAUUGGGUGCAGUUGGAGCCCGGCCAGGUUCUGAUCUUUGACAAUUGGCGAGUGAUGCACGGCCGAAGCGCAUUCGAGGGAAGAAGGCGCAUCGCCGGUGCCUACAUUAACCGAGACGACUUCAUCUCACGCUGGAGAAACACAAACUUCCCCCGCGAGCAUAUCCUAAAUCAGGUUGUCGGCUGA
Messenger RNA from Colletotrichum graminicola M1.001, 1095 nucleotides. RefSeq names its product trimethyllysine dioxygenase. NCBI's taxonomy places the organism in Eukaryota, Fungi, Ascomycota, Sordariomycetes, Glomerellales, Glomerellaceae. Gene Ontology annotation, biological process: carnitine biosynthetic process. Bases 1 to 1095 code for a protein of 364 amino acids. The record is from RefSeq and is a predicted model, not a curated record. The transcript is spliced from 6 exons. Gene Ontology annotation, cellular component: mitochondrion. Gene Ontology annotation, molecular function: trimethyllysine dioxygenase activity; iron ion binding.